AAACACCAGAACAACGCACUGGUCAGCGACGCCACGCCUCGCCCCGACCCUUCCUGCAAUCCAAUAACCCAACAUCACAACAAAUUCCCCACAGAACCCAAGGCAAAACAAAACAAUUUCUUUGCUCGGGUUUCAAUCACGCAACACACCUUCCGAUACAAAUUCAUGUCUUCUUGAAAAAAGUGUUAAUUCAAAAUGUAAAUGGAUGGAUGUCUUGACAAGAAGAGUGGUUAGUGCUUUAUGUUACUCAGCUGAGAUCCAUAAGGCUGCAUUACUGAAGAAAUGUUAAUUUUGAGUUUAUGGCUAUGAGGCUAUCGUUCCUCUGUGAGACCCAAGUUGUUAUAUAAAACGUUAAAGAAGCAAAUGGCAGAACCAGAAUAUCAUUCUCUAACUUCAGAUGCUGUUGAACCUAGGUCUUCUUUUAGCCAUCAAAGGUUAAAUGCUAACGUCAAUGGGUCUGGGCUUCCUGGCCUUAAGAAGAGGGGGCAUGGUAUUGGGAAUCGAUCUUGGAUAAAGAUUGACCAGCAUGGGAAUUCAAAGGUUUUGGAAUUGGAUAAGGCGACAGUAAUGAGACAUUGUUCUUUGCCAGCUAGAGAUAUGCGGCUUUUGGAUCCUAUGUUUAUCUAUCCCUCAACUAUAUUAGGUCGUGAGCAAGCUAUUGUUAUUAGUCUUGAACAGAUUAGAUGUAUCAUCACGGCUGAUGAGGUUAUACUGAUGAAUUCUCUGGAUGCAAGUGUGCUCCAUUACCAGUCAGAAUUGUGCAAACGUCUUCAAACGAAUAAAGAUCAGUCUGAUGAUCUUCCGUUUGAAUUCAAGGCUUUGGAGCUUGCUUUGGAACUGACAUGCAUGUCGCUUGAUGCUCAGGUGAAAGAAUUAGAAACCGAGGUCCACCCAGUGCUUGACGAACUUGCAUCAUCUAUAAGCACUCUUAAUCUGGAACGUGUCCGUAGAUUGAAAGGUCAACUGCUCGCCUUGACUCAACGAGUCCAAAAGGUUUGUGAUGAAAUAGAACACCUAAUGGAUGAUGAUGGAGACAUGGCUGAGAUGUAUUUAACCGAGAAGAAACAGAGAAAAGAGGGUUUCCUUACUAGCGAUCCAUAUGAUCGCAUUAGUACUUCUCGAAAUAUCAGAUUACCGCCCAAAUCUGCUCCGGUAUCACCUGUGGGAUCAAAUAGCGGUGGAGGGCAGAGAUUAAAAAGGGCUUUUAGCAGUAUCAGCUCCAGCAAACAUGGAAGCUUUAUGAGUUCAUCCAGCAAUGGAGAAAAUAUCGAUCAACUUGAAAUGCUGUUGGAAGCAUAUUUUGUUGUCAGUGACAAUACACUCAACAGCUUGCUGUCGCUUAAAGAAUAUAUUGAUGACACAGAGGAUCUGAUCAACAUAAAACUGGGCAAUGUCCAAAACCAGCUUAUACAAUAUGAGUUGCUUCUGACAGCAGCUACAUUUGUGGCCACAAUAUUUGCCAUGGUGACUGCAGUCUUUGGGAUGAACUUUGAAGACACAAUUUUUAAUGACCCAGAAACAUUUAACUGGGUUAUUGCUAUAACUGUAGCAUUUUGUGGGGGUUUAUAUUCUUUAUUCUUGAUCUACUUUAGGAAGAAGAAAGUCUUCCCAUUGUAAAGUUUACAUUGGAUUUGAAUGGAUCCAGUUCUUAGCUUUCUGUGGCAACAUUGAAGGCCACUGUCCAAAAUAACACUUCCACAAUUAAAGAAAGCUUGCAAAUCUUCUCUAAA
Messenger RNA from Ipomoea nil (Japanese morning glory), 1730 nucleotides. Its product is annotated as magnesium transporter MRS2-5. The record is from RefSeq and is a predicted model, not a curated record. Gene Ontology annotation, molecular function: magnesium ion transmembrane transporter activity. NCBI's taxonomy places the organism in Eukaryota, Viridiplantae, Streptophyta, Magnoliopsida, Solanales, Convolvulaceae. The coding region runs from base 364 to 1617 and encodes 417 amino acids. The transcript is spliced from 7 exons. Gene Ontology annotation, biological process: magnesium ion transport.